Messenger RNA from Pieris macdunnoughi, 540 nucleotides. NCBI's taxonomy places the organism in Eukaryota, Metazoa, Arthropoda, Insecta, Lepidoptera, Pieridae. The record is from the annotation of a GenBank genome assembly.
AUGUAUUCUAUAUUAACAAGAGGAAAUGCAAUUCUCACGUAUACUCUAAGUGUUCUAGCAUGUUUAACUUUUUUAUGUUUUCUAUCCACACUGACGGUGGACUAUAGAACCGCUGCUCAAAUGAAUACAGUGAAAGUAGUUGUAAAAAAUGUUCCAGACUAUGGUGCCUCAAGGGAAAAGAAUGAUUUGGGUUAUUUAACUUUUGAUCUGAAAACAGAUCUUUCCAGUCUCUUUAACUGGAAUGUUAAACAGUUGUUCUUAUAUCUAACUGCAGAGUACAUUACACCAUCUAAUGAAUUAAAUCAAGUUGUGCUGUGGGAUAAAAUUAUUUUAAGGGGAGAAAAUGCUUUGCUAGAUUUUAAGAAUAUGAACAUAAAAUACUAUUUCUGGGAUGAUGGAAAUGGUUUAAAGGGUCACAACAAUGUCACAUUAACCUUGUCCUGGAAUAUAAUCCCAAAUGCAGGUCUGCUGCCUAACAUACCAGCCAUUGGUCAGCACUCUUUCAAGUUCCCUACAGAAUACACACAAACAAGAGUAUGA